Spodoptera exigua (beet armyworm) is the source of this 2335-nucleotide messenger RNA. The record is from the annotation of a GenBank genome assembly. NCBI's taxonomy places the organism in Eukaryota, Metazoa, Arthropoda, Insecta, Lepidoptera, Noctuidae.
GCAUGUAUCCGAACGUUUUGAUAAAUAGAAAGGUCCAGAGGCGCCCCGUGGUGCCCAAUCGCAGAACUAUUUUUAUCGCCAUAUUUGUGAUGGCGACCGAUAUUUAUAGAUCGUAAGGGUGUUGUUAUUCAAUAAAUAAAUGCAUUAAAAAUGGAGGAGACUAAAGUUAUUUAUUAUAUAGACGAUGAGGAGACACCGUAUUUAGUGAAAAUUCCAAUCUCGCCGGAGAAAGUGACGUUGUUGGACUUUAAAAACCAGUUGAAUAGGCCGAACUAUAAGUUUUUCUUCAAAUCCAUGGACGAUGAUUUCGGUGUUGUUAAAGAAGAAAUUGUUGAUGAUAACGCGCAUUUACCGUGUUUUAACGGUCGUGUAGUGUCGUGGUUAGUGUCUGCUGAGGGUUCAAACCCUUCCGAUGGAGCUUCGCAGUGUACUGAUAGCAAUGCUGGUAAAGGCAAACCAAAUCACGGUGCUCCGGCGCCCGUCACCCGAGACACCUGUACCGACACUGACAGCACGAUCAGCUCGCGGCCGGGCCACCGAGCGUCGUGCGACAAGUAUAAAUACCGAGGACUUCGCAUAAACGGCCACUCGAAGUAUGGCAAUCAUGGUUUGGAGUACGAGACGGCUUCGGUGCUGAGUUCGGACUUGGAUUCGACCAGUCUCUUCGACAGUCAGUCGGAGAUCACAACGACGACUGGCCGGCACACUAACGCGUCUGUGGACCGAGCGCUCACAGAAUGCAGUAGCGUGUCUCACCUACAAGUGAGCUCCCGCAAAAGACCGCAGCGAAGACGAAAAAGACCACAAGUAAUGUCGAGAACGUCUUCGUACUCCUCCAUAACUGACUCCACAAUGUCUAUGCACAUCAUAACAGUGACUCUGAACAUGGAUACGGUCAAUUUCCUCGGUAUUUCUAUAGUGGGACAGUCGAAUAAGGGUGGUGAUGGAGGAAUAUACGUCGGCAGCAUCAUGAAGGGGGGUGCCGUGGCGCUGGACGGAAGAAUAGAACCUGGAGACAUGAUAUUACAGGUGAACGAUGUUAACUUUGAAGAUAUGACGAAUGAUGAAGCUGUGAGGGUGCUUCGCGAGGUCGUCCAGAAACCUGGCCCCAUCAAGUUGGUCGUGGCCAAGUGCUGGGACCCUAAUCCCAAGGGGUACUUCACUAUACCUAGGACGGAACCUGUCAGGCCUAUUGAUCCAGGUGCAUGGGUAGCUCAUACGCAAGCACUCCGAGAGGCGUAUCCUCCCCCACCGCCCUCACUUUCAGCCCUCCCAGUCUCCUCAGUGUCGGAGAGGGGCGCCAGUGACGCAAGCACGGUCCCUGCUGGAGCCCUAGAGCCCCAGCUGUCAGUCAACAUGGAUAUGGCGCUUGUGGUCCGAGCUAUGUUGAGGCCUGAUUCCGGCCUAGAGAUUCGGGACCGUAUGUGGCUGAAGAUCACGAUACCGAACGCGUUCAUAGGAGCCGACGUCGUGGACUGGAUACUACAGCACGUUGCCGGCAUCACGGACCGUCGGGACGCUAGGAAAUACGCCUCGCAUAUGCUAAAGGCCGGCUUCAUUCGUCACACGGUGAACAAGAUAACAUUCUCGGAGCAGUGUUACUACGUGGCCGGCGAGCUAUGCGCCGAGCUCGCCAACCUGCGCCUGCGCAGCGCAGACACUGACAGCUUGCUCAGCGAUACACUUGCUCCACUGCCUAAUCCCAAUAUAAUGGGCCCCGGCUACAUGCCGUACGCUGGCUCCUACGGCUACCAGCCCAUCCCGUUCAAGUACUCGUCCUGUCUCAACAGCGAACACACUGUUUAUGGGUACAACAGAGAAGAGAGCGUUGUAUCCGGUUCCGGGGGCUCCAGCGGUGGGUCGGAGCGUGUGACGGGCAAGGAGACGCGGGACGAGCGCAAGUCCACCUCGAGCGGGUCGGACAGAGACCGCCAGGAUCGCCAGGACAGGCCCAACCAGGACGCACAUGACAGGCCCGUUCUCUUCCUCUAAUGGAGUGUGUUAUGAAAAUCACGCUCUACAUAACUGCCAAAUAUCGCGACAGACGGACGGUAAACUGCCUACAGAUACUACACAACGCACAGAAGAUAUAACAGAAGAAAGAAGAUUCAACAGAAGAAUCUAGAAGAAGACUCGAAAGUCACUGUCACCCGUGUCAAAUUCACAGAGGGAAGUGGAAACUAUUAUAGUAAUAAUAAUUUUCUAAUUUAUUUCGUUGCGGGAUCCAAGACAGUCAUUCAUGUCCCUGGGACGCGUCGGACUUCAGUGUUCCGGUGUUUUCAUGGUUGUAUCUACUGUAGAUCCUGGUGAUUUUUUUUAUGUUAUACUACGGCCA